AUGGACCUAUACGCCGAUGAGGACCCGUUUGCUUAUGGUUAUGGAAAUGGUUACGGCCUCGUCGGCGAUGUGGAUGCUUUGGUCAAUGUGCUGAAGUCGCACGACGAAAACAAUUCCAGUCCCGUGACAGGGCGGGNCGUCGGCGAUGUGGAUGCUUUGGUCAAUGUGCUGAAGUCGCACGACGAAAACAAUUCCAGUCCCGUGACAGGGCGGGUCUCACCAAAGAUCGGGGUGAGGAACACCACCACCUCCCCGAAUGCGGCGGUGGGAAAAGCGCCCGUCAGUGCGUUGCCGAUCCCGUCAGCAAGCGGCGGCAAUGGCAGCAGUUGGGACGUGCAAAUGGGGUACAGUGGGUGGUUUUCCACCACAGGGACGCAGGUGGAGAAUACGUCGGCGGGGAUGAACGGUUACGUCAAAACACCUGAGGUGAAACCAACCCCCAGGGUGACAGGCAGUGCGUUACCGCCCCCACGGCAGCCACACCCGAAUGUGGCGCCACCGACCUCCCGCCCAGAUGCUGUUGNUAAUGGCAGGCGUGUGACGGUGCGCAAUCUCACUGACGUGUCGGGGUCAAAGCAGCAGGAACAGCGACAACAGCAGCAGACGCCAAUGCCGCCACACCCCCCAAUCCGGCGCCAGAGCGAUGAGGAAACGAGGAGGCGGAUUUCACAGUCCCAGGAAAGGGGAGUGUUUCCGACCACACACAACGCCUCUGCGCCGGUGGUGCCGGUGGUUCCCAAGCAAGAGCUGCCAUGGUUCACGGCGACCUCCACCACGCAUCCCAUAGUCCCAACAGUCAGGCGUACGUCCAGGCCAGUCAACCAGGUGAUGCCGACGGUGUCGCGUGCCGAGAAAACUGUAGACGAGUACCCCGGUUGCACCAAGACUGCUGCGAAGGAGCGUUGGUGGUUGGACCAGCUGCAUAAACCAAAAGAUGUGGAAGUGCCAAUUGUGGCCAACACCUCCAAAAAUAACACAGCUGGUCAAGUCAAACCGCUGGGUACUCUGCCACAAAAUCCCCGCGUACCUGCUAAUACUGGCGCAAACACAACUAUCAGUGUAACAAAAACAGCAACAAACGUCACGCGUGUCAGAAAUCCACAUAUGCGUGGGGCUAAUAAUGAAACACCUCAGGGACGACAGAAGAGCACAGCCGACGCCAGCGUGGUGCAGUUCAACUCGAGCCUGUGGGGNUGUGUGAUGGAUCCGCGCGAGGGGACCCCAAUAGCUAGGUCGGAGCCCGUGAGUAGUCAACCCACUUUCAAGGGAAGCAAUGUGAAAGGCAGUGGGAUGCGGCGCGAGGAAGGACCCACACGAAACCCCACUGGCGCACCGGUGGAGAUGACCCCGCAGGAACAAAACUCGUGGUCACCACAGAAGCGACAGGCGCUGCGGAAGGCGUGGGAGGCCACGCCGCUGCUGCUGCUCUCUGACCGCUACCAGAUGAUUCUGCGAAAGCACGCUGCCGCAGCCCAGAAGAACCGUCCCAAACCCAAUUACGUCUUUGUGGAAAGCGCAGGCGAACAAAAGGAGAUAGAUCGCCAGCAACACAGUGUGCUUGACCAACUUGUCUUCCUCGACCGCCCGCCGCAGCAAUUCUACCCGAUGCGCAUGCCGCUGGAUGUGGAGAAAAAUGUACGUAAGCGCCGCCCACGCACGCCGCGCAGCUUCUAUGGAAAGAAGGGCGAGCGCAUGGGGGCGGAUUGGUUCCGCAACGCCCUAGUCAAUGCGCAGCGGGUGCAGAGCCCUGACCUGCGGAUGCUGGAGGCGGCGGAGGCGAACGAGAAGAAGAACCACCGCGGUAGGGGUCAGUGA
This is a messenger RNA of Trypanosoma grayi, 1815 nucleotides long. RefSeq lists its product as hypothetical. The transcript has a single exon. NCBI's taxonomy places the organism in Eukaryota, Euglenozoa, Kinetoplastea, Trypanosomatida, Trypanosomatidae. Bases 1 to 1815 code for a protein of 604 amino acids. The record is from RefSeq and is a predicted model, not a curated record.